Molecule: messenger RNA, 1945 nt
Organism: Lytechinus variegatus (green sea urchin)
Lineage: Eukaryota; Metazoa; Echinodermata; Echinoidea; Temnopleuroida; Toxopneustidae
Product: prickle planar cell polarity protein 3-B-like
Exons: 11
Coding region: 5-1705 (566 amino acids)
Molecular function (GO): zinc ion binding
Source: RefSeq, a predicted model, not a curated record
CAAGAUGUUUAGAAAAUUGAGACGAGCUUUCAGUGUCAAGAGCAUUCUGUCACAUAACAUAAAGAAGAGGCAGAAUUCAGCCUUUGAGGAGGUAGAUAAAGGGCAGCCAUGUUUGAGCUGUGGUGAUAAGUGCCUAGGAUUUGUGCCCCAUAAAUGGAGGAGUACAUGUGCAUCAUGUCAUUGUGGUAGAGAAGAUCAUGACAUCAUCCAUGAUAAUCUUGUAACGGUUUUUGAGAGAUUAAAUCUUCCAAUUGAGGACCAUGCCCAGCUACAAAGGACAAAAGAGAAGGCCCUUGCUCUGGGAUACUCAUGGGUACCGCAAGGUCUAUCUGUUACUAAAAUUGAGGAAUUUAUGAACUCGUUACCCAAUAAUCAAAUUCCAAGACUACAUACCCCGGGUGAGAAAUACCGUGAUCGGCAGCUGAUUAUACAAAUACCUAAACAAGAUGUCUCGGAGGAGUUCUGUCACUUCCUGGGCGAUGCUGCAACCAAUGAAAGCUACACUCAAUUCCUAGAACUACGAGACGAGACGGCGUUUGGGGUCGGCAGAGUUAAAGACUAUUUACCUCAAGAUAUGGAAUGUUUUAAAUGUGGAGGAGAGAUCGAAGCCGGUGAAAUUGGUAUCUUUGUAGAUAAGAUGGAAGAAGAAGGUUCAUGUUGGCAUCCAUUCUGUUUCACUUGUAAUACAUGUGAAGAACUGCUCGUUGAUACUGGAUACUUCUUUAGGGAUGGACAGAUCCACUGUGAACGGCACUACGCAGAACUCAUAAUGCCCCGCUGUGCCUCAUGUGAUGAGCUGAUUUUCACCGGAGAAUACGUAAGAGCCAUGAACGAAAACUUCCAUAGUGGUCAUUUCUGCUGUGAGCAGUGUGACAAAGCACUGAGUGGCCAGAGUUACAUCUUAAAAGAAGAGAAACCAUUCUGUGUGGCUUGCUACGAUAACUGCUUUGCUAAUGAAUGCGCUGAAUGUAACCAGAAGAUUGGACACGAUAGUAAGGAUCUCAUUUUCAAGUCGAAGCACUAUCACGAGACAUGCUUUGAAGCCCGCUACACGUGUUCUAUGUGUAAGGCAUCUCUUGCAGACAAGGCCUUUGGUAACUGGGAUGGACAACUCUGUUGCCUCCAAUGUUACGAGAAGAACUUGGCAAAGAACUGUCAAGCAUGUGGAGAAUUAAUAAAGCCUGGUCAGGCUGGCGAAGGAAUGAAACGUCUUGGUUUCCAGGGCAAGGAAUGGCAUGACAAGUGUUUCCGAUGCAAGGUUUGUGAUAAACACAUCGGAGGAGGGAGCUUCGUACCCAAGGAAGACAACAUCUACUGCAGUUCAUGCUACGAGGAGACCUUCGGUACCAAGUGCGCUGGAUGUGGCAAGAUCAUCUCUACCGGUGGACUUCAGUACAAGAAUGAGCCUUGGCACAGAGAAUGCUUUGGUUGCGCCGAGUGUGGCAAGUCUCUGUACAAUACUCGCUUCACUGUCAGAGAUGAUAAGAGACUCUGCGCUGAUUGCUUCGGAGAGAGGUACGCCAGGAAGUGUUCGGAGUGCAAGCAACCCAUUGUUGGUCAAGGCGGAACUAAAUACGUCUGUUUUGAGCAGAGAAAUUGGCACAACAAAUGCUUCAACUGCAAACGUUGUCAAGUCUCACUGGUGAACGAGUGCUUUGUGACGGAAGGCGAAGAUAUUAUUUGCCCUAACUGUGCACAAGGCUAAAGAAGUACUACUUCUUAAAAACCCUGCCCACCUUACCCCCCUCCCCUACCCCUUUGCCGUACAAUCCCUCCCACCCACACCCAACCUCUAGGCCCCACCCUUAUUACGUAGCAAGUCAAUCAGAAUAUUAAUUGCUAGUUUAUCAUUUCUGCCACGAUUUUCAUCGUCUUUUGUUUGGACCAUAUAUCAGACAAGAAUUUAAUGACUGGCAGUGGAUUGAAUUCUGUUGUAAUCAUUGAA